AUAACCACCAAAAGCAUGUGGUGAUGAGAAAGUCACAUGAUGAACCAAAACCCAUCAUAAGCAGCUUUUAAAUACUAACAUAGAAGGUGCACAGUGUCACACAAGCACUAAACACCAUCAUGGUAACACAUGAAACUCAAAUAAUGCAAUAAACUUGAAUUUAACAACAUCAGAUGUAACAUACAACCACAACGUAUACAACUGAUAAGCAAAAACGCAGGAAAUUCUGGGAAUGUCAACGUACAGUUAUUCACUGUAAAUUAUAAGUUCUUUUUCACUUCCAAUGUUCAAUACCGUUUUUCACCAUAUAUAGUAUGGAGUUAAUAAGAUUUUACUGUAGCAUUUUUUUACUAUAGCAUUUAAAAUCACAGUCAUUUUUUACAGUGUAGGGCCCUAUGAAACGUUGCAGCUCUAGUUGUAAUUCUUCUGAUUUUAAGCUGGAUUGUAACUAUUAAAGUUUCACUUUCAGUGUAAGGAAUUUGAUGACAUACCAAUUGUCAUUGCAUCAAACAAAAGCUAAAUGAUUUUUAUUCUCAGGGAAUUUGGUAACACAGUGGGAUUGUAACGUUAACAUCAUGAAGCUGAAGUCUGUUUAUGUUCUGCCUUCCUCUGUGGUUCUGAUUACCAAAGAAUGUUUAUAAUCUGGGUCCAAAGUCUCAUGGGAACCAUCGACUCAACACCAGAACGCCUCUAUUCCUGUCAUGAUUGAAGGAAGCAUGUCUGAAACUGCUGGAAACUCUACCACAAUGCUGCUUUUCAUACCUCGGCGCUGCUUCAUGCAGCGCAUUACGCUACAACAAUCUGAUGAUUGUUGUGUGUAUACACAUUUCGCAUAUUGUUGCGCACUUCGUGCGGUUUCUUUUUCACCGCUGAAUGGAGUUUCCUGUCUACACUGUAGCUUUCUUCAAAACACUUGCGCAUUUUGUCUGCGGAUUAGGCUGUGGUUUUGUGAGGGUCUCUUUCAACGCAGCUCUGACAGAUGACCUAUUGAAAUCACUAUAGAACUGUCUGCCUGUUGCCAGGGCAACACUAGCUCGCUUCUGCUUUUUAUGCGCUCACGUGACUGGCCGUUGACGUCAUUGGGGGAGGGACGCUGCCAGAGUUUGGUCCACUCUUGACUGCAUAGGGCUUCGAAGAAUCUUGAGGACUUGUUGAAUUGAAACAGUUAGUCUUAGUCUUGGUGGUCUCUGCUUGUAGCUAACAGCAUCAUCCUCAUCGUCAGGUAUAAAUAGCUGGGUUAUGGACUUUUGAAGGCUGUGGAUUGCAGGGGAAAAUAGAAAUUGAAAAAGAGUGCUGUCUCGUGAAACGAAACCAUGGGGAAGCAGAACAGCAAGCUCCGCCCUGAGGUGAUGCAGGACCUGCUGGAAAGCACAGACUUUACGGAGCAUGAAAUCCAGGAAUGGUACAAGGGCUUUCUACGGGACUGUCCCAGUGGCAACCUCUCCAUGGAGGAGUUUAAGAAAAUCUACGGAAACUUCUUCCCUUACGGAGAUGCCUCAAAGUUUGCAGAGCACGUGUUCCGCACUUUUGACGCGAACGGCGACGGCACAAUUGACUUUCGGGAGUUCAUAAUUGCAUUAAGCGUCACAUCACGAGGGAAGCUGGAACAGAAGCUCAAGUGGGCAUUUAGCAUGUAUGACUUGGAUGGAAAUGGAUACAUCAGCAAAGCAGAGAUGCUUGAGAUUGUGCAGGCGAUUUAUAAGAUGGUGUCGUCAGUAAUGAAGAUGCCAGAGGAUGAAUCCACACCUGAAAAGAGAACAGAGAAGAUCUUCAGACAAAUGGACACCAAUCGGGAUGGAAAACUGUCUCUGGAGGAGUUCAUCAAAGGGGCAAAGAGCGACCCAUCCAUUGUGCGUCUGCUACAGUGCGACCCCAGCAGUGCAGGACAGUUCUGAGAUCAGCGUCUCAUGCUUCGACCUUUUAUUUAUUUAUGGGUUUUAAUUUAGUUUUUGAUAUAGUCGCUCCUUCCACUCGCAGGGAAAUGAUGGAGGGUCAGGGUUUUUUUUCCAGAGUAGGGCAUCUGGGUCUCAUCAGGCUGAGCUUGGCCAGAUAUAGAAACACACACACACGCACACAGAGUUAUUGGCUGCGUUAUCUCUGUAGGGAGCCGCGCCGGGUCUGCAAGAGGCCUGUGAUAGAGUGAAGUAGGGUAACUAGAGCAUUUAUCUGAGCUCGAAUCACUUCCUGAUUAGAAAAGAGGUUUCAUGUCAUAGUAAAUACAUAGUCAGUUUUAUUCUUAUUUUCUCUGGGUAUUAGAUGAGACAGAUUAAGCUGGGCUAAUACAGGAAUAGCAGAUGGGAAAUCAUUAUGCACUCAGUAAAACAAAGUUUUAUGCUUAAUUUUAAAAUAUGUACUAGUCAUAAGUUUUUAAACAGUAAGAUUUUUUUAAAUGUUUUUUUUUUUUUUUAAGAAUUUUCUUCUGCUCACCAAGCCUGCUUUUAUUUGAUCCAAAAUACAGCAAAUAUGUUUACUAUUUAAACUGUUUCCUAUUUAAAUAUAUUUUAAAAUGUGAUUUAUUCUUGAGAUUUCAAAGCUGAAUUUUAAGCAUCAUUACUCCAGUCACAUGAUCCUUCAGAAAUCAUUCUAAUAUUAUGAUUUGCUAUAUAAAAAAUAUCAUAUAUUAUCAUUAUGUUAAGAACAGCUGUGUAGAAUUUUCAGGUUUCUUUGAUGACUUAUUUAUCUGAAAUAGAAAUCUUGUUAAAUCUUUUAUCUUUAUAAUCACUUUUGAUCAUUUUAAAGCAUCCUCGCUAAAUAAAAGUAUUAAUUUCUAUCAUUUCUCUCAAAUCAGCAUAUUAAAAUGAUUUCUGAAGGAUCAUGUGAGUAAUGAUGCUGAAAAUUUAGCUUUGGAAUCACAGGAAUAAAUUACUUUUUAAAAUACAUUUAAAUAGAAACCAGUUAUUUUAAAUAGUAAAAAUAAUUCAAAAUUUUACUAUUUUGGCUGUAUUUUGGAUCAAAUAAAUGCAGGCUUGGUGAGCAGAAGAAACUUCUUUCAGAAACAUUUAAAAACGUACAGUUCAAAAACUUUUGACAUGUAGUGUAUCUGAUGCUAAAUCACAGCUAAAGCAGGUGACAAUAGUGUGUAAACACCUCAGCCUUAGCGAUUUGAAUAUUUGGGUUAUUUUUAACUUUAUUUAGACUGUAGUUUCUCUCAAUUCAUAGUUUGGCCAGCUUUACAGUAUUAUGAUCCAGCGGGACCAAUAAAUCAGGCGUGUUGUAUGAUUCCCCACAUUGUGCUUACAAUCUAAAGAGCCUUAUUACUUAGUGCUGGAAGCGCACAUCCAGUUUUGUGUGGAUUAGUUUGGUUUUAGUCGGACAGUCUAGGUUCAAAAGACAUGAAACGAACUGAGUUCUCUUUUACCAGUUUUCUAAUGUUUGUACUCUAGUACCUGUAGGCUUGUAUAUAAAUCUGAAAUAUCAGACACGCAUGCAAAUCUGUACUCAGAGUUCCAUCUUAGGAUGCAGCGAUCGGUUUUCUUGACAUUUUUAGCAAAAGCAUGUAACCAAGUUUAUCUGCAUUUGUGGACAGGAGAGUAUUUGUGUAAUUUGUAUGCAUGUGUUGUGUGUAUGUGUUUGGUUAAUAUCAGUUGCAGCCCUCACCCUGGUUCUAGAUGUUGUGAUGCAUCGUUUGCAUUAUUAUUUAGCUUUAUUGAUUCAAAGCUAAUAUGAUUUUAGAAUCACUUUUAUCUGCUAUACAACUCUGGAUUGUACACAUGAGCAUCAUCAAGUUACUGAAUUGCCUUAUACACACUCAAGUGUUUCUGUGGGUGAGUGAUUUUUAUAUGGCUUUGUAACUUUUCUUUUUUUAAUCAAGCUUCAGUCUGCUUUGAAUUUGAAAAUCAUCCAUCUGUUGGAGAGUUUAGCUCCACGCUCUUCCCGUUCACCCCUUUAACAGAUGCAAUUAUGUUGACGGCCUUUCGCUUGCUAUAUUAAUCUGUCAUACUGAGUUUCACGCUCAUUUCAAAACAACCCCAAGAGUGUAAGUGGAAAUGGAACCUAUUGCUUUUCAAACGCCACUUGCGUUCAUGUUGUAUUCAUACCUGUAUCCAUUUCAACACCAGAGAGGGCAGUAAUUUAGAAUUUCUAUUAGUUCUCAUAUCACCCUCUGCCCUGCUUUUAGUAAUCAUGCCGACACGGCUGACAUCCACACUCCUGCUUCUACUGAUGUUCACUGUUCUUGAAUGUCCCUGUCAUUGUCAGAUGCCUCACCACAGUGCAUUCAGUUUCUGCUAUACUGUUAAUGAACAUAUUUGAAUGUUUUUAUUUUACUUGUUGAACAACUGCUGUUUUUGUAAAAAUAUAGAAAAAAGAAAAAGUGGCAGAUCAAAACUGCUCUGAUAUUUCAUGUUUUAUGCAUAUUUUAUGUAGUAUUUUUUUUUUUUCCAUUUUGUUUUCUUUUUAAACAUCUGACGUAACAUUUCUGUAUCACAAUUAUAUCAUGUGGUCAGGUGCCAAAAAUAUGAAAGCAGUAUUGUAUAAAUUUAUACUGUACAUUUGUUAUUUGUCAAACAAAUUGUUUGUAAUUGUUGCAUUUUGUAGAUUUUGUAUGGUAAUCUGUAUUUUGUGACUGUAGAUUUGAGACAUAGAGAUUUGUUUUGGUUAUCAUAUUGAGCAGGAAUUAAAUCUGGAGAGAACAGAGAA
Messenger RNA from Labeo rohita (rohu), 4638 nucleotides. It is a transcript of the gene ncalda, whose product is annotated as neurocalcin delta a. The transcript is spliced from 4 exons. NCBI's taxonomy places the organism in Eukaryota, Metazoa, Chordata, Actinopteri, Cypriniformes, Cyprinidae. Gene Ontology annotation, biological process: calcium-mediated signaling. Gene Ontology annotation, cellular component: cytosol. Bases 1314 to 1895 code for a protein of 193 amino acids. Gene Ontology annotation, molecular function: tubulin binding; calcium ion binding; actin binding. The record is from RefSeq and is a predicted model, not a curated record.